AUGACCAAAGUUCCGAAUCCAUCAUUACCGCAUUCUCAGGUUUCCAACUCCAAGGAACGAACCGGAGUCUUUCUGAAUAUCAAAGAGACCGGUGGACCCAGCCAGCAAGCGUUCGUCUGGGCGACCAGAUCUGAGCUCAACUGUCUCAGCAAGCAUGAGGCGAGACAUACCAGACCACACCGCUGCACAGAACCGGGGUGCGCACGGAAGGACGGGUUUGGUACCCAGAACGAUCUCGAUCGACAUCGAAAGAGUGUCCACGGCACGAACGGGAUCAAAUUUAGCUGCCCCCUCGACCAGUGUGCGAGGAAGUCGAAACUCUGGCCACGGGCAGAUAACUUCCGACAGCAUCUGAAGAGGGUCCACAGUUUGCCUAUCGAUAGCGAUGUCGAUCUUGAGAAAUACAAGGUCCAAUCCCCAAACAGUGAGGAUCCGGUCCUCACGUCCGUCGGAGUUGCCCCCGAACAGAAUCUUGCCUCUAACUCUUGUGAUGUCGGUUUCGAAGCUUGGGGUGGGUCGGAAGUCAGUGAGGAUAUGUCUGAAAAUAGUGAUGCCGACGGAGGAGAUCCAUUUGCCGCGGAGAGUGACCUGCAACUUCCAAGCAACGACAGUUCGUUGAGGCGACCAGACUUUGGCGGAUCCACUACGACUAAUACUGGCCAGCCUCAGGAUGCGGACGAACCUGAACCUUUGGGAGUAUUGCCACAGGAUGACCUCCGGGACUCCGUGAUACCUAUCGAUAAUCUUGAAGAACAGGUUCAGGAGGCCGUCACUCCGUCACCAAGGGAAUCUUGCGGGUCAGACUCCCCUGAUUUCCGCCCGGAGCAGCUAGAUCGUGACGCCAUGGUUCUCACCACCACAUUGGUUGCUCGUGUUCCAGACAGCGAGCCAACUGAAGUAGCUGUGCUUGACGACGAGGAUGCCAUGGCCAUUGACAGCGAUGAUAGUCAGGCUGCUCUUAGUCCACAUGACCAGCUGGCCAUGGCUUCCGAGCUAGAUAGGGCUUCAUUGAGAAUUAGGCCACGCAGAGACACAGAGGGAGACACAAAGCUCACCGAUGGCGAGCCUCUCUUGGACAACAACGGUGAUUCCGACUCUGAAUCACAAAGAUCCGGGAAUAGAGGAGGCCCGGGGCCUCUAGGCAAGCCGAAGUCGGCCAUUGAUGCCAUUGAAAUGUUGGGACUGACCAACGAAGCGAUGGCAAGCGCCUUCAUCAAGAACCUGGAAGACAAGGGUUUGCUCGAGAAGUUGAUGCAUGAACUCGGAUACGAGAAGACGAAGGAACCAUUAGUAGAAGCGAAGAAGCCUGCUGCCGAACAGCCCUCGUCAAGCAAAAACAAGGUUCGGUGCCACGAAUGCAACAAGACCUUCAAUCGCAAUUGCGAGUUGAAGAAACACAUGAAGCGGCACGAUAAACCUUACGGCUGCACAUAUCCCAACUGCCAGAAGUCAUUUGGCAGCAAGAAUGACUGGAAACGCCACGAGAGCAGCCAACAUUUUAAGCUUGAGAAUUGGAGUUGCGACGUCUGCAACAAGGUGUGCCACCGCCGCGAGACAUUCAAGCAUCACCUCAAGAAGGACCACGGCAUUGAAGAUAGAAAGGUGAUGGAGGAAAAACUUGAACGUGGCCGGACGGGGCCCAAGUACGAGAGAACUCGCUUCUGGUGUGGCUUCUGCUUGCAAAUCAUCGAGACCAACCAGAAAGGACUCGAUGCUUGGAAGGAACGGUACAACCACAUCGACGAUCACUUGAGCGGGCGUAAAUGCAAGAAGGAUAAGUCGGACUGGAAGUCGGAUGAACAGGAUCUAUCAGAUGUACCCGAGGGCGAUGUGUGUGUCGCGGGGUCGGACGAUGGUGAGGCAGACGCUCCCUCGGAGUCGGGCGGUCCCAACGCAGCCGCCAUCGACAAAGCUGACGAAAUAGCCACCCCAUCCGAUGCCCCCGUUCACUCAAGAAAGCGACCGGGGGAGGAAAUCAGGCACAGCUCUAAACGACCGAGGCAUGAACGCAGUCGGCUAUUCUGGGUCUGCAUACGAAAACGGCGCGAUGAUGGAUACAUUGAUUGGAAAUGA
This is a messenger RNA of Phialemonium atrogriseum, 2073 nucleotides long. RefSeq lists its product as uncharacterized. The transcript has 6 exons. The coding region runs from base 1 to 2073 and encodes 690 amino acids. The record is from RefSeq and is a predicted model, not a curated record. Lineage: Eukaryota; Fungi; Ascomycota; Sordariomycetes; Cephalothecales; Cephalothecaceae.